Molecule: messenger RNA, 987 nt
Organism: Ahaetulla prasina
Lineage: Eukaryota; Metazoa; Chordata; Lepidosauria; Squamata; Colubridae
Gene: POLE3
Product: DNA polymerase epsilon 3, accessory subunit
Exons: 4
Coding region: 171-677 (168 amino acids)
Biological process (GO): leading strand elongation; heterochromatin formation; DNA damage response
Cellular component (GO): CHRAC; epsilon DNA polymerase complex
Molecular function (GO): chromatin DNA binding; protein heterodimerization activity
Source: RefSeq, a predicted model, not a curated record
UGCAUGCUGGGCGAGGGGGCGCCGGCCAGUGGUCUGGCUCCGCGGGCCUUUCGAGCUCUCCGGCGGGCCCUCCGAUCUCGUCCCGGGAGGGUGCGGCCAGGCCGUCGGCGCUGCGGGGGGAAUUGGGGCGGAGGUUUGUCUUUCACCGGCCUCUCUCCCUCCCCUCCAGGAUGGCUGAGCGGCCGGAGGACCUGAACCUGCCCAACGCGGUCAUCACGCGGAUCAUCAAGGAGGCGCUCCCCGACGGAGUGAACGUCUCGAAGGAAGCGCGGAGUGCCAUCUCCCGAGCGGCCAGCGUCUUCGUGCUCUAUGCCACCUCGUGCGCCAAUAACUUUGCAAGGAAGGGGAAGAGGAAGACGUUGAAUGCCGGAGAUGUUAUUUCUGCUAUGGAAGAGAUGGAAUUCCAGAGAUUCGUAGGGCCCCUAAAGGAAUCCUUAGAAGCUUACAGAAAUGAGCAGAAGGGCAAAAGGGGAGUGUCAGAACUCAAGAAAAAAGACAGAGAGAAGAAGGAAGAUGCUGAGGACCCUGACAAGAAUCGGGAAGAAGAAGAAAAUGAGGAGGGAGAAAGGAUGGAGGAGGAGGAGGAGGAGGAGGAGGAGGAAGCACAGCAGCAAAAUGAGGAGGAGGAGGAAGAGGAAGAGCAGCAGACAAAUGAAGAUGAAGAAGGGGAGAGCUGAAUUGUGGCAGGUGGAGGGGGGCAGUGAGGGGAGAAAGCCAAUGGAAGGAAACACAACUGUCUCCUUUUGUGCUGAAAAUGAUUCUGGGGGCACCUCAGGUAAUCUCCUCCUUGCCUUCUACCCCCCAGUUGGAAAGAAUGACUUACAUGGCAUCUGGGGCUUCUUUCUGGGCAUGCCAACGCUUAUCUUUCCUUGUUCCUUGUGGGGAUGCUCCGGUUUUGGCUUAAAAAGACUUUCUCCACACCCUCAAUGUGUGUUUUUCUUCAGCGCUUAAUUGAAUGGGAUUUAAUUAAAAGUCGUAUUUUCAAAA